This is a messenger RNA of Hemisphaericaspora subhashii, 1122 nucleotides long. RefSeq lists its product as uncharacterized. NCBI's taxonomy places the organism in Eukaryota, Fungi, Ascomycota, Pichiomycetes, Serinales, Debaryomycetaceae. Gene Ontology annotation, molecular function: nucleic acid binding; zinc ion binding. The record is from RefSeq and is a predicted model, not a curated record. The transcript has a single exon. The coding region runs from base 1 to 1122 and encodes 373 amino acids.
AUGGUUAAUUCUAAGUUAAAUCAUUCGGAAGAUGAUGACGUUCAAGAAAAUUUUAUUCCUUCUUUGAAUCAGGGAACUUUGAAAAAGUUGGUUCAGAUUAUACAAGCUAUUCAGCACAAGGAUAAUAGUACUCAACAUUUCGGUGAAUAUUUGUUUGAAGCAAAGAAUUUAGAUUCUGUAGUGAAACUUGCUGACCAUAAGAAGUUAGUGAAGUAUGAUGGAACUAAUUCAAAGGUUGCUUUUAAGAUAUUUAGAGAAUUUAAACAGUCUUUAAGAGAGUUGUAUUCAAAUGAGAACCAGAUCAGAGAGUAUUUGACAGCAACUCAAGUUCGAGUUUGUGCUAGUUUGUAUUUUGAGAAGGAUGGUGCUAAAUUUAUUGAUGACAAGUUGAUGCUGUUGGAAAGUAAUAAGGUGAAGGUUGAUGAUUUGCUUCAGAUGAUCGAGAAACGAAUGGUCAAAGAGCAUUUAUUGUUUGAUUUGAUUGCAGAGUUAGUAUCAUUUAAGCAGGAAACAGAUUAUGCAACUUAUAGAACAAAGUUUUUAGAGUUGGUAGAUCUUUUACCUUAUCCUACAACACAACGAGAAGCUUGGUUUAUGAAUCAAGUGAAGAAUUAUUUGCAGAUGCUUUUUGUUAGAAAUGCUCAUGAAAGUAUUUACAGCACACUUCAGUUGGAAAUUAAAUCGUUAGAUGAUAUUGCUAAGUUUACUCCUCCAUCUCAUGUUUUGAAGUCUUCUAAUACAGCAGUUCAAGCUAAGUAUGGAAAGAAGCAUUCUUUAGAACAAGAGUUAGAACAAGAUGAUCAGGAUAAAGUGCAGGAGAAACGGUUUAAGACUGGUUGUUUUGUCUGUGGAGAUACAGGGCAUUUUAAAGGUGAUUGUCCGGUAGUGGCAGGUGCAGAUAACGAAACUGAUGAGGAUGAGUUAAGUUUAGUUUCAGACUCGGAGGUUUCAGAAUUAGAAGUAGGUAGUGAAACGGAUGAGGAUGAGUCGAGGUCAGUUUUAGACUCGGAGGGUUCAGAAUCAGAAGUUUCGGGCUCAGAGGUAUCGAGUGUUUCAUCAGUUGAAGAUUCAGGUUCAGAAUUGGAAGAAUCCGAAACAUUGUCAGAAGAAGAUAGUGAUUAG